CCACUCGCGUCAACUCCGCCGUACGCCCGCACUCCCACGCGGCCUAAGCAACCUCCUCCUCCUCCUCAAAUCCACCGCCCCAACCCCGGCUCAGCCUCGCCUCCUCCUCCCGCUCCUCCCACCUCCCCGGACCCGCACCCGGAGGCUAUGGGCGGUUCCUCCUCCAGCCGCCGGCGGCGGGACGACUACUACCCGCCCCCGCCGCCGCCCCUACACCACUACUCCAACUACCCGCCGCCCCCGCCGCCGCCGCCGCACCACCCCCAACACCACCACCCGCCUCCCCCGCCGCCGCACCACCACCACCCCCACCACCCGCCUCCCCCGCCGCCGCCGCACCACGGGCCCUCCUCCUCCGCCGCCGCGUACUACUACAACCACCACCACCCGCCGCCCCCGCACGCGUACCACGGCCCGUGGCACCCCGCGCCCCAGCCGCCGCCGUCGCAGAUGCCCGCGCUCACCGGGCCCCCGCCCGAGUUCGUCGGCCACCAGCAGGCGCUCAAGGUGAAGAACGACAUCAACCUGCGCAAGGACACCAUCCGCCUCGUGCCCGACGCCGCCGACCCUGACCGCCGCCUCGUCUCCUUCACCUUCGACGCGGUCACCGACGGCAGUUUAGUUAUACAUUACUUUGCCAAGGAAGGAAAAGAUUGCAAUUUUUCUUCAGUGUACCCAGACUUGCAGACACCAACAAAGAUACCUUUCCAAAAAGGAUUGGCUCAAAAUUAUGUCCAGCCCUCUGGAUCUGGAAUUGAUCUGGGUUUCUUUUCUCUGGAUGAGCUUUCAAAUCCUUCAGAGGAAGUAUACCCACUGGUAGUUUAUGCGGAAGCUUCUCCAUCUCCAGAGGAAGGUGGUCAAACAGUAAACCCCACACGGGCACAAAUUACACUUGCUGUUAUAGAGAAACAUAACGACGAUCUUCAAGUCAAAGUUGUCAAGCAAAUAUUGUGGAUUAAUGGUGUGCGCUAUGAGCUGAAAGAAAUAUAUGGGAUUGUCAACUCCACGGAAGCUGAUGUUCCUGAUGCUGAUGAUGAUGGCAUGGGGAAAGAAUGUGUUAUCUGCCUGACAGAGCCAAGGGACACUGCUGUUUUUCCUUGCAGGCAUUUGUGUAUGUGCAGUGAAUGUGCACAAGCUCUAAGGCUCCAAUCAAAUAAAUGCCCCAUAUGCAGACAGCCUGUUGAGAAACUAAUGGAGAUCAAAGUUAGGAGUGCUGAGCCAUAGGAAGAGUAUGCUGGGAAAUACCUUUGUUUCCUUCAAUUUGGUGGAUCUGAACUCGAAACUAUAUAUUAGGGGUGGAUCUUUUACUGUGCCAGUUAGGGGGUCAGAAGGGCUUGACAAAGCAAAUUACUUGUUUGCUCUCCAUGCUGAGGAUGUGUGAAUAAUAAGCUGAAAUGAUGGUGUAUGGGGCUUCAUCAGCUCCCUGAGUUUCUUUGUGUUUCUGCUUAGCGGGCAAAGUCUUUGGAGAAUUACGAGUAUGAAUUGUACAGUACAAAUGUAAAGCUGUGGCGGAGAUUGGGCAUACCCAAACAUGUAAAAGCAUCUAAAGCCUGUGAAUCCGUGUACAUAUUGGUGUGGAUUUUUUGCUGCUACUACUUGUGUCGGCAACCUGUUUUGAUCACAUGCACUUAUUAUUUAUC
This is a messenger RNA of Triticum aestivum (bread wheat), 1640 nucleotides long. Its product is annotated as probable E3 ubiquitin-protein ligase LUL4. The record is from RefSeq and is a predicted model, not a curated record. The transcript is spliced from 5 exons. Gene Ontology annotation, biological process: protein ubiquitination. Lineage: Eukaryota; Viridiplantae; Streptophyta; Magnoliopsida; Poales; Poaceae. Gene Ontology annotation, molecular function: ubiquitin protein ligase activity. The coding region runs from base 148 to 1224 and encodes 358 amino acids.